GAAGUUAAGCUGGGAAGAACACAUUUUUACACCUGAAAGAAUUCUUUGCUCAAAACCUCUUUUGGACGUGGCGAGUCUCCUAAAGGAUGGGAUAAUUUGUGCUACAGAAGCUUCACUUUCCUGAGUCCACUCCAGGCAUUUAAAAUUUAACUGAUAUGUUUGGCAUGAUGAGGGCCACAGAGAACUUGGAUAAGACUAGUGCCACCAUAAACCAUAACACGACCCCUGAAGGAAGAUACGUUUAUCUGGAAGCAUUCCUGCAGGGAGGAGCUCCCUGGGGUUUUACUUUGAAAGGUGGUCUGGAGCACGGAGAGCCAUUAAUCAUCUCUAAGAUCGAAGAAGGGGGCAAAGCAGACUUGGUGAGCACCAAACUGCGGGCAGGGGACGAGGUUGUGCACAUCAAUGAGGUUGCACUGAGCAGCUCCAGAAGGGAGGCCGUGUCCCUGGUGAAAGGAUCCUACAAGACCCUCAGGCUGGUGGUACGCAGAGAUGUGUGUGCAGAUACUGGCACCUCUGAUUCCAGCCCAGAGCCCCUCAUCUCUGACCCCCAGCACAGGAAAGCAGCAUGGCCAGGAGUUAAGCUUCGGCUGAAGUACAGACGCAGUGACCCUACAGGCCGACCUCACUCUUGGCAUUCAACCAAAUUUGGGGAGAACCAACCUGAUGCCAGCAUGAUGCAAAUAUCUCAGGGCACAAUUGGCACUCCCUGGCCCCAGAGCUACCAUUCCAGCUCCUCUACAAGUGACCUCUCCAACUAUGACCAUGCUUAUCUGAGGCGGAGCCCUGACCAGUGUAGUUCCCAGGGGAGCAUGGAGAGCCUGGAGCCCAGUGGGGGAUACCCACCCUGCCAUCUGCUUUCCCCUGCCAAGUCUACCAGCAGCAUCGACCAGCUCAGCCACCUCCAUAACAAGAGAGACUCAGCUUACAGCUCCUUCUCCACCAGCUCUAGCAUUGUAGAGUAUCCACCCCCUGGCAUCUCCAGCCGGGAGCAUUCAGGCUCCAUGGACGCCCCUUCUGCUCGAGGUAGCCUCCUAGAAGGGAUGAGGCAGGCAGACAUUCGCUAUGUCAAGACAGUCUAUGACCCCCGGAGGGGAGUCUCAGCAGAAUAUGAAGUGAACUCUUCAGCCCUGCUUCUCCAAGGUAGGGAGGCGCAGGCAUCAGCAGAUGGCGAAGGCUAUGACAAAUGGCAUAAUUUUCCCCGGGGUAAGGGAGCACCACCCCCACCCUGCAACCAGCAGUGCCCCAGUUCCUUGGAAACAGCCACUGACAACCUGCCUCCUAAAGUGGGCGCACCCCUGCCCCCAGCUCGGAGUGACAGUUAUGCAGCCUUUCGGCACCGAGAACGACCAAGCUCUUGGUCUAGCCUUGAUCAGAAACGGUACUGCCGGCCUCAGGUAAACUCUUCAGGCUCCCUGAAAUCUUCCUUCGUGGAGGAACAGCUACAUACAGUACUCGAGAAGAGUCCAGAGAAUAGCCCUCCAGUGAAGCCCAAACAUAAUUAUACCCAGAAGGCCCAACCUGGCCAACCUCUGCUGCCAACUGGAAUCUACCCAGUACCUUCUCUGGAGCCACACUUUGCCCAGGUACCCCAGUCCUCCGUGAAUAGUAAUGGUACACUCUAUCCUGCUCUGGCCAAGGAGAGUGGAUAUACAGCCCCUCAGGGAGCUUUCGACAAGAUGGCUAGCCUGGAUGAGAAUGGGAACCAAAAUGGAUCUAGCAGAUCUGGGUUUGCCUUCUACCAGCCAUUAGAACAUGACCCAGUGUCUCCAGUAGAGAGAAAACUUGAAACUUCAGCCAAGUGUGCCCCCUACAAAGUUAAUUUCCCUUCAGUGUCCGAAAGUGAAGAAGAUACCACCUUGAAGAGACAUCUCAUACCCCUCCAAGGCAGCAGCCUGCAUCCCACUGAAAGAAAGAGCACCCACAGCAACAAACCAUAUUCUAAUCACCACGGCCUCAGUUCUCCUCAGGCACAGGCUUGGCAAGAGGGUGAAGAGAAGAGACCUUCCAGACCCUCAGAACCUUGGGAGGGUGAUUUCCAGGAAGACCACAAUGCCAACCUCCGGCAGAGGCUGGAGAGAGAAGACUUAGGCCAGAGCCAGUCAAGCAACUUUGGCAGGACCAAGUCCACCUUCUUCUCUCUCCAGAACAUUCCUGAGAGCCUAAGAAGGCAGAGCUGCCUGGGGCCAGGAGAGGGAGCCCAGGAGAGCUACACGGAGGGCCCGCCCACCUGUGCAGUCAGUUUGAAGGGAGAGGAAGCUGGAAGGAAAGUUGUGCCUAAUCACAGGAGUCAUCUGGACAGGCUGGUUUCCUACCCAAGGCCUGAGGGGAGAGCCAGUGCCUUGGCCUCUUUCCAGAGUUCAGAUACAAGAUUUGAAGAGCCACAUUCCCCACCCCACCAGCAGACAUCUAGUCUGGGCCGAAGGAGACUCAGCUCAGGCGGGACCUCGGUUCUACAGGGCUUUCAAUACGGGAAGCCCCACUGCUCUGUGCUGGAGAAGGUGUCCAAGAUUGAACAGCGAGAACAAGGGAGCCAGAGACCCCCAAAUGUGGGCAGCUCCAACUUCGGUCAUCACUACAGGCCCAACAGGACACUCCCAACUUCUACUUCUGGAAAUGACUUUGAGGAGACAAAAGCCAAUAUCCAUUUUUCCGAAUCCACUGAAACUGUAGGCAGUGGGGAGCAGCACUUCAAAAAUGGUGAGCCAAAUUUGGAAGAGGUUUCCUGGCAGCCAUGUGGUCAGCUGAAGAGAGAAGUGGAGGGAGGCCGAGGCCCCACUCUCCAAGGCAGUGAGCCCCAGAGGCAGGUCGCUCGCCUGCUCCGCAGCCAGAGCACCUUUCAGCUCUUCAGCCAGGGGGAGAGGGAGGCCCUGUGGCAGGACGACAGGCUCUGCAUGCCCGAGUCACCAGUGCAGGAAGCUCCCUUCAGCCGCGCCUACCGGAACAGCAUUAAGGACGCGCAGUCCCGCGUCCUGGGGGCCACCUCCUUUCGACGCCGGGACCUGGAACCUGGAGUAUCCUCGGCUUCCAAGCCCUGGCGGCCACGGCCCGCCUCAGCCCAUGUGGGGCUGCGGAGCCUGGAGGCACCGGCCUCUGCCUCCCCGCACACGCCCCGCGAGCGCCACAGUGUGACUCCAGCCGAGGCGGACCCCGGAGGCCGGCCAGUGCUUUCCACUGCCCGGAAGGGGCCGCGCCGGCGUCUGACCCCAGAGCAGAAGAAACGCUCCUACUCGGAGCCGGAGAAGAUGAAUGAGGUGGGCGUCUCCGAGGAGGCCGAGCUGGCCCCUGUAGGCUCGCAGAGGAAGGGGCUGCGUUUCCUGGAGAAUACAGUGGCCGACCGGCGACGCAUCUUCGAACACGAAGGCAAGGCCUCCUCUACACUCAGCCUGUCUGGGCCAGAGCUGAAGCAGUUCCAGCAGAGUGCCCUGGCCGACUACAUUCAGCGCAAGACCGGCAAGCGGCCUUCUGCCUCAGGCUGUAGCCUCCAGGAGCUGGGGCCCCUGCGUGAGCGCGCCCAGAGCACCUACUUCCAGCCUGGCCCUAUGGUGACGGAGGGCCCUGGCCUCGCCCCUGCCUCCAGCCUCUGCUCACUGAGGGAGCCCAGCCUGCAGACCCGCAGGGAGGCUCCCCUAGUGGUGGCCGCAAUGGAAUGGGGGGAUCUCCUGCAGACCCCCCGAGAUCGCAGCAGCUCUUUUGCUGGUGGUCGUCUAGGGGAAUGGCGACGAGGGGACCAAGCCCCGAGGGAGCUGCACAGUAGAGCUAACUAUGGUGGACCAAAAGGCACCCAGAGGGUGGACAGGACCCCUGUGGAGCCUUCCUCAUGGGGGGCUGCAGAUGGGAAGUCCAUGAAGUCCAUGUCUGCAGAGGACCUGUUGGAGCGCUCAGACGUCUUGGCUGCCCCUGUCCAUGUCAGGUCACGGUCAUCUCCUAUUGUGGACAAGAAACGCCAGGAUGUGCUUUUAGGGGAAGACAAUGGCUUUGGUUUUCUGAAGGAUCCAUGUUGUUUGGCUGACCCCGGAUCUAGGUCAUUCAGUUGUUCAGAAAGAGGCCGAGAAGAAACGCCUUUGCUCAAGCACCAUCCCAGCCCUCGCUAUUGCUCAAGCACCAUGCCAGCCCUCGGUGGUUUAGGCUGCAAAGCAGCUGGUGGUUCCUCAGUUCACCCCGAAUGUCCUGGACCCCUGGACCAUCAGAGGGAAGCCAGCAAAACACCUUGCCCCCGGCCCCUGCCCACAGGAAUGCAAGGGCAGCUCACAGACACCAGGGCUAUACCACUAACCCCACUCAGCCCAGCUCUGCCUGCCCCUGUUCCCUCUGGCUACUGCUUAGCAGCUGCUGCCAAUCCACCAACUGGAAGGGAUGGUGAAGUGAGGCAACAACCUAUUCUGUCCCCCACCCCUGCAGUAACCCACAGAAGCAAUAGUCACAGCCUGGCCCAACCUCCCAGCCCAAGAGGUCCUGAGCCCAACAGCCCAGACCAUGGCAUAGAAGAAGCAAGGAGGAGGUUCUCCCUGCCUCAGCGGCCUCCACCCACUCGGGUGAAGUGGGCCCACACUGUCAGAGAGGAUAGCCUCCCCGAGGAAUCCCCAGCGCCUGCGUUUGCAAACCAGAAGCACUCUAUGAAACAGCAGUAUCUUCCAAGUUCAAGCAGCACUUCCGAGCCAGAGACACCUAUUGGGGCCUUGAGCACACCAGGAAGGAUCUCUCUCCGAAUAUCUGAAUCGGUCCUGCAGGCCUCCCCACCACCCAGGGAAGACUAUGAUGAUGAGGUGUUUCUGAAGGACUUGCACCCAAAUGCCACUUCCAGCCCCACAUUUGAAGCUCUUCCCCCACCCCCACCUCCACCGAGCCAGGAAACUCUGGUGAAUACUGUGGAUGACUUUCCUCCACCUCCUCCCCAAGCUUUGUAUGAGGCCCAGCUGGACAGCGAGGAUUACAGGGGGCCCCAGAUCAGCUCCAGCAAAUCUGCCAAUGUGACAGUUGCCAAGGAAAAGCCCAUGGCUGAUGCAGCCCACUUGGAUGGUGCUCAGAUACUGGCCUCCAGAUCCCAAACUUCUGUAAGGGGCCCAGAGUUCAGAGAGACCAACCCAUCUUCCACCACAGAUGCUGCGCCUCAGCUUGCAGGGUCUCUUGUCAAGGAGCCAACCCCAGGGAAGUCACUUCCCAUCCAGACUCCAAGCCUGGGCCAUGAUCCACUCAAUGGGACUCAGGGUUUAGAAAAGAAUGCCAGCUUGGGUUCUCAGAAAACCUCGGAAGACAAAAGAACAGAGACUCUGGCCAAGGAAAUUGUCCACCAAGACAAAUCUCUGGCAAAUAUUUUGGAUCCAGACUCCAGAAGGAAGACAACCAUGGACCUGAUGGAAGGUUUGUUUCCCCGAGAUGUUAACUUGCAGAAGGAAAGCAGCAUAAAGAGGAAGGUCGUUCAGAGACCUGUGGACUGCCCAGGGUAUGAAGGCAAGAGGAGUGAAGACAAGGAAACACUGGGCAUGUUGGUCAACUGCCCGGCCUACUACAGCGUGUCUGCCCCCAAGGCUGAGCUUCUGAACAAAAUCAAAGAGAUGCCGGAAGUGGCAAAUGAGGAAGAGGAGCAGGCAGAUGUCAAUGAAAAGAAGGCCGAGCUCAUUGGAAGCCUCACCCACAAACUUGAGGCCCUUCAGGAAGCAAAGGGAAGCCUGUUGAUGGACAUCAAGCUCAAUAAUGCCUUGGGAGAAGAGGUGGAGGCUUUGAUCAGUGAGCGGUGCAAACCCAACGAGUUUGACAAGUACAAGAUGUUCAUUGGUGACUUAGACAAGGUGGUCAACUUGCUGCUCUCCCUCUCAGGGCGCCUGGCCCGUGUGGAGAAUGUCCUCAGCAGCCUUGGUGAAGAUGCCAGUAAUGAAGAAAGGAGCUCUCUCAAUGAGAAGAAGAAGGUCCUGGCAGGGCAGCACGAGGACGCCCGGGAACUCAAGGAGAACCUGGAUCGGAGAGAACGGGUCGUAUUGGACAUCCUGGCCAAUUACCUCUCCGAGGAGCAACUCCAGGAUUACCAGCACUUUGUGAAAAUGAAGUCAACGCUUCUCAUCGAGCAGCGAAAGCUAGAUGACAAGAUCAAACUGGGCCAGGAGCAGGUCAAGUGCCUGCUGGAGAGCCUGCCCUUGGAUUUCAUUCCCAAGGCCAGGGCCCUGGCUCUGCCCCCAAACCUCCAGAGUGAAAUGACCCCCGCCAGAGAAUACACUUUCAGCUGUGUUUUUCCAACAUUAACCUCUCCACUCUAACCUCUCGUAAAAUACCCAACCAAAAGAUCGCCCUUUCUCGCAACACUAUUUAAUCUGGGAAAAAGGUUUCACUACAAACCACCAUUUAAACUGUAUAGGUUAUUGGUUUUUUCUGGCUAAAAGGAAAAAAUUCUGUCCAGGAAAAAGCCCCUUCUGUCCUUCUCCCCUUCUUGAUUAUCUUCUGAGAGCGUGAAUGCUGCUGAGGACGUACCCCUUUCUAUUAUUACUUUGUAGUAGAAAGAAAAUUAAUGAAACUGUGACAACUGAUCAGAGGGUGUUUGAUUGAUGGUUUUAUUAGUUUUUAACUGGCAAAGGCCACGCAGAUCAGUGCGUGUAGUCACCCUCAAGAAUGUAACCACUGGGGCCUCCUAGCUUGUGGGUAGAGCACCUGGCGACAGGCACAAGCGCUCAUUAAUGAAGGGUCUGCAACAUAAAGCCUUAAAAAGAAACAGAAAAUUGUACAACCCUGAACAUUGUUAUUUAUAUUUUUGAAAAUGAAAAAGAUCAUUGUGUGUGUGCUAACCAUUUAUUUGAUUGUUUUGUGGUGGACAUAGACAGUUAUGUUUGAACUUUGUAUUUUGUGAAAGCCUAAUGAAAUGAAGAAGUCCAAAGAUAGUCAUGCUAAGUGUGGAGACUUGUUUUUCCUUCAAUUCUCAACUUGUCUUUCACAUACAGGAGUAGCCGUCUGUACCUCGUUAGCCUGAGUAUGGGGUGUGGGGCCCGGGGCAAAACCAGCUCCAUGGCUGCCAGCCUCACCAUUGCACUCCUGCCACAGGCAGGUACAUGACACCUUCCCAGGGGGAAGGCUUCAUGCAGCAUCAUUUCCCAGUGCCAUUCUCACUGGUGGGCAGAUGAAGCUGAGGUUUACUAACAAGGAGGACCAUAAGCCAAUUCCAAAGUAAACUCCUGCUUUCAUGCUAUCCUCCAGUAUAGGCUAUGAACUAAAUACAGUGUAUUUAGUGAGAUAUAUUACCAGGCUGUUUUAAUGAUAUGAUGCCUUUUCUCCUAAAAUAUCAAACUUGUUGGCCACUUUUAUUAAAACUCCCUCCUUAAUAUCUGAAGACUGAUUUGCCAUUCUCAUGCUUCAACGGUACCAUCUCGGAGGGGACUCGACCCAAACUGUCAGGUUUUUUUGUUUUUUAAAGACCCACGUAUUUAUGCAUAGAAGAGCUGGGGUACAGGCCAGAGAUGCGAAGGUGAGUGGGGUGUGAGAGGAUUCACCAGUGACAGAGUGGGGAACAGAACAGGCAGACUGACUGAAACACACUGCUGAGGGGAGCAGUGGGCGAGACAGGAGAGGUCUGCUUAGCCAUGUGGGUUGCUACCUGCCUGGCCGGGGAUCGAACUCGUGCUGCAGAGGCUGCGGGUUGCUUCACAGUGUGGUGCUUAACCCCUUGUGCCACCAGGGAGGCCCCCACCCUGUCAGUUUUAAAACAGACUGAAACCACAGGAGGAGGCUACAGGCCAGUGGCUAGGCUAUGUUGAUAGCUAUCGGGGAGGAAAACAGCCAAAUACUCUGACCUGGUGGUACAUACACCCCAGGCCGUGCUCUCCUUGGGUGGGUGUUCUCACACGUGGUCUGUGACUUGUGGCCGCCUCUUCUGAUCCGGACUUGCAAGUACCAUCAGAGAGAAUCGGGAGAUGACAAUAUGUAGGGAGGUACCAAAAGCCCUUUUCUCUCUUAGUAUAUUGUAAUGAAUUUUAUCUGCUGGCUAGGAAUGUCAACACUACAGUUUUGAACUUAAUACAGAUUGUCUUAACUUAGAAGCCACAGGUCACCCAGAACUUUCUUGAGAGCAGUCAACCAAAGUCUUUGGAGAUUACACGCUGAUGCCACUGACUGAGGAAGACAGCAUCUUGGUGUCCCAGGAAUGUUUUAAAAGCUUCUCUUAUAUCCAGAGGUCCCAUCUCCCAGAGAAUCAGUGGAGUCAGUGCCAACAUUCAACAGUCACGUGGCAUGGUCAUUUAGGAGGAAAAAACAAUCCACUGCUUGCUAGUUCUUAGGCCAACACAGGAGCCUGGAAUCAACUCUAAUCGGUAUUAACUGUGUUGCUGAUACUGAGUAGUUCCUUAUACUCAGAUUAGGUCAAACAGCCAACAAAUGUCUUCAGCUGUUGUGAAUGAACCUCUCAGAGGGAUUCAUUCUAUGGCUCCAAAUUCCCCACACUUCUAGAUUCUUCCUAGGCAUUUGGGAAACAUUCUGCAUAUGCAUUGUUUUCCAAUGAUUUCUAAUUUAUGCAUGUGUAAGUUAAGUGACACCACCCUAACAUUAGAGUUGCAGGCAUGCCACAAGCACCUGGAAGCUCUGAAGAUAACAUCCCUUCCUUUGCUGCCAUGAACUGUUCUGUUGCUAAGUGGAAUGAGUAAGCAGCAAGUAUGACUUUAAAAUCUAAUUUUUUAGAUGGAUAUGAAAUUUAUAGUAAUAGGACUUGACCUCUGUGCAAUGAAGAGAAAAAAAACCACUAAAUUAAUUUUCAAUGUUUAUUUUUCAAUGCCUUUAGAAAGGCCUAUUAUUUAUCCCUUUCUAUUUUACAUUCUCCUCCCACUAUUAAAUCAUUUACAGUAGAACUGAACUCUGUUCCCUCCCAACACUAUGCUCAGCCAAGAUCAUGAACAUGUUAGUCAAGAGUUCAGGACACCCAUGACAUCAUCAAGAAUGUCUGUUGACAAUAACUGUCCCUUGAGGAGUGAUUAUUUCAGAAAAACCAUGCUCCCUCAAAAGUCAGGUGGGAUGGCCUUGUAAUAAUUCAGAUGCUGAGACUGAAGAAACCUGUUCAGGUGCAAGAAAGGACGAUGACCUGCAACACACUUCCUGGGUCACCUGAGAAGUUCCUGGCAUGUUUUGACCUGCUGAUUGACUCAGCUUUUCCUCAGGCCGUUUUGUUUCUUGUGGUGGCAACUACACCCCAAAGAAUGCAGGGAGAACUCACAGUGGAAAUAUGAGUUUCUCUAAGUGGCACUGUCGAAACCAACCCUUUUUUUCCAUUGCCCGAGGGGAACAUACUAGGUUUUCUUUUGCACAACUGGUUUCCAAACUUGAAGAUUAGCAAGCUUAGGUCAAACCCUAAGAAUCGGUGCCUACUGAGGUGAGGAGUGAGGGCUUUACUGAGGUCCUUUAGGGCAUUUAAAACAGAAACUAUCCUGGAGGCAUUCCAGUUUUCCUAUAUUCUAGUGUUAAUAUUGGAUCUAAAAUCGC
Talpa occidentalis (Iberian mole) is the source of this 9444-nucleotide messenger RNA. RefSeq names its product shroom family member 3 (gene SHROOM3). Gene Ontology annotation, molecular function: actin filament binding. Gene Ontology annotation, biological process: actin filament organization. The record is from RefSeq and is a predicted model, not a curated record. Gene Ontology annotation, cellular component: apical junction complex; cortical actin cytoskeleton; adherens junction. NCBI's taxonomy places the organism in Eukaryota, Metazoa, Chordata, Mammalia, Eulipotyphla, Talpidae.